AUGGUUUCUCAACAAACCUUUCUACCUCUCAACAGCGGUUACCAACUCCCUCAAGUCGGUUUUGGCACGUAUAUGGUUGGUUCCGCCUUCAUUUCAUUUCAGCUUCAGUCGACGCCGGACAAAGCGGAAAGACCCGUCCUCUGGGCGAUUGAUGCAGGCUAUCGACACAUUGACUGCGCCCACAUUUACGGAAACGAAGUUGAGGUGGGAAUGGCUCUCAAGAAGAAAUUUGAUGACGCAACUCUGGAGCGCGAGGACAUUUUCAUUACAUCAAAGGCAUUCCGUAAUUGUAAGCUGAUCUCCUGUAUAGUUGUGGUGUAAUGCGCAUCGUCUGAAGGAUGUUCGUCCAGCUUGUGAAGAGAGCUUGCGAAGACUGGGACUCAAAUACCUGGACCUGUUUCUCGUUCACUUCCCUGUCCCUUUCAGUGUAUGUUCAUUUCACCGGCAUUAAGUUUGCAGGUAAAGGAGGGCAGGCAGUACUCCCUGGACGACCCAAGUGCACUCGAAUUUGAAGACAUCCCUCUGGAAGAAACAUGGAAGGUUAGUUAAUCUUUAACUUAGUACCAACCUGAAUAUUUACAAGUGCCGUUUAUAAAGUUCAUGCUUCUCGAAGUAUUGGUCAUUGUCAGUUGAUUUUGAGAGAAAACCAGGAACUGGUUAGCUCGAUCAGAGGCGUUCCAAUCCACUUCCGACCAGUGUAUGGUCUGCUUCCCGAUGCAUCUGUCGUUCAUUUUAAACUGGUCUUUAUGACGGAAACGAAGUAGCCCUUUUUGUUUACGUCCUUAUGUUUGACUUUGCAUUCCACCAAACCGUUGUCCACUUUGAGUCGCCUUCUGUUCAGGGCAUGGAGCAAUUGGUCAAGGCAGGCCUCGUUAGGUCGGUGGGCGUUUCGAACUUCAACAAGGACCAACUUGAUCGGAUUCUGGCCAGCUGCAAAAUACCGCCGGCGGUAAAUCAAAUUGAAGUGUCCGUGAAUUGGCUGAAUCAAAAAUUGAUCAAUUACUGUCACUUUAAGGGCGUUCAGGUCACUGCCUUUUCGCCUUUCCGCUCCCCGGACGAAAAGACGUAAGUUCAUUAGGAGCAAGAUUACCGGUCUUUUUGUCGGUUAACAGAGUUCGCAGUCCUCAGCUUUGCAACAUAUUGCGGAAUGGUAUGCCCGGACCAAUCAGAAUAAAGUCGUCUCUUUGCCGGCUAGGGGCCAGGCCAGUCUUCAGUCUUACGGCAGAUGAGUGCAUGUAAGGCUUAAGCUGAUCGGCAUGAAACUGACUGUCCGACUGCUCCAUCUUUGAUCUGACAACAUUUGCCCACACUAGCCAUGCUUGCUACUGAUUUCCGUUUGAGCCAAGAAUUUUUCCCAGUGUCGACUGAAGAUUGGAGACUUUGUUAGAAAUGCCAUCUCCGCCUUUCGCCAUGUAAGCGAACAGUAUGAGCGGUUCUUGAUCUUGUGGUCAAUGGCGGAAUAUCAUGCUUAGUCCAGUUAACAUAAAAUCGUCCAUCUGGAUAUGUCUCCACUAAAGUAGGUCCCAAGUAGGUUUGGAUCCAUCCUACUUGUCGUCUGUAAAUUGCCAUUUAGAUAAACUCACCUUGUCAGUACGAAUGAUAGAAUGGAGGCUCUCUCGAAAGCAUAACACUGUGACGAAGUGGAAAUCAGGUAGCUAUUCCGGAUGGCACAACAGCACCCAAAUACGUCUGAGCGUUGGGGAUUUCUUACACGCCAUUCGUUCGAAGAGGUUAACGUAUUUGUCUUUGGUGUUGUGCUCCUUUGAACAGACAUAUUCCACCGACUGUGGAAGAAGAAUAUGUAAAGAAAAUUGCCCUGACCCAUGGGAAGUCGCCAGCUCAGGUCCUCCUUCGACAUGCCAUACAGCGCGAUAUCUCGGUCCUCGCAGGCAGCAUGGACGCUGAAAUGAUUAGGGAAAACUUUAAGGUCAGAAAUACGCUGUUUUUUCCUAUUUUUCUGCGGACUCUUCCUCUAUGAUAUUUCUAAUAUUUAGCAUAACGUCUGGUCAUCCUUGCAUUAUAUGGAGGUUGUGCCAUAACGUACUGCCUGCUUAUAUCCCAAACACUUCAGAAGUAUGUAGCACCUCAGCAAGAUUAAGAUGCCAUUGGCGUCAUGCCUCACAGUAUUUAAGGGUAGCCAGCAAAUUGGUGUGGGUUUUGCAUCAAGGCGUACAAACCGGAUAAUGUGGUUGUACCGAGGAAGCCAUAUUUCACAACCUUCUUCUCUGUUUCAUCAUCCUCAUCACAGUCUUCAUUCGCAGUAAUCUCUGGAGUUUCAGUGGGCUUAGGAUUUUAUCUAAUCAAGUCGACGGAACUUCACUUGUCUACAAUACUGUCUGCUACCUUUCGCAACAGCCAGUGUUAGUUGGAAGGUUAUCUGUGAGAAGACCGAAGUUUUGCGUAUGAGAGAUGUAGUCAGAGUCAGUGACCAACUACAUGUCGUCCUUUGACGCGGGUCUUUUAAAAUGCAGUAGAGUGCCUCAUUGACUAUCGAUAAAAAGGGAGCGAAAACACCGAGGUAGGAUGAUAUAUUUCACCGUCUCGGCCAUUCGCAUGUUUGCCACUGGAGUUUAGAGAGAGAGAGAAAGAGGAAUUAAUUUAUUUGGAAAUUGUAAAUUCGAAAUUUUCACUAAAUAAAUUAAUAGAUUAUUUAAGAGUCAAAUAAGUUUAACACAAAAGGAACGAUUAUUAUGGGGACAGUUCAUGUCUUCGUUUCUGUAUUUCUAUCUCUUCACACGCUAGAUAGCGCGCCAUGAAUGGCAAUACAAAAGCUCGAAAAGCCGGUGUGUGACAAGACAUAAGUCGGGAGCCGCUGUGCAUCAGGCGGGAAGACUUACCUGGCAAUACAGAAGCUGGAAAAAUCGAUGUGCGACAAGACGUAAGUCAGAAACCGCGGUGCAUCGGGCGGGAAGAAUUAGCAGAAAUAAGAUCAUAAUGUAAGGUAUGGGCAACGUCAUCUCGAUUUCGACCAGCAAACUGCUUGACCGUAUUGAAAUACCGUUGAAGGAUAGUAUCAACUAAAAAGGGAUAAGGAACACCAGCGGCAGAAAAGAGCAUUCGGAGAGCCCGUUUUAAAAUUAAAAGAUCCUUUUUAAGCAAAGCAGGAAAAAUGACAGGAGAGCAGUAUAGGAUAAGAGGAAGAAUGCAUGCAUCGAUGGAUCGCCAGACUAAGGUUUGAGGUGUGUGGUAGGAACGUAAACGACGUAUGUAAUAAAGAAGUUUACGAACUUUAGUAAAUAGGGAUUCAAUAUGGAGGAAAAAUAAAAGAUAUGAGGACAAAGUAACGCCAAGGUACCUGAAAGAGGAAACCUCGUCAGGAAGGAUGUCAAAGGAUGUCAGGUCUAGGAGAGGGCCGCAGUCGGAAAAUACACGAAACUGAUUUUUGGUUGUUCAUUAGGAGACCAUUUUCGUCCGACCAUACGAGGACUUGGUUAAGGUCAUCCUUUAGAGAAUGGAGAGGUGUCUAAUUUUUGAGAGGGUUUCCAAAAACCACAUCAUCAGCAUACUUAACCAAAUUACAGUCGUUAGGGGAUCUUAGAUAAUCGGUGUGGAGGUCGAAAAGGUAAGGGUAUAGAAUGGAAGGAACCUUGACAUGCCAGUCUCUCGAAGCAUUUAAUCGAUGAACCUGCUUCGACUACAGUGUGCAUGAGCAAUCACCAACUCCGCAUUUCAUUGGAUUUACCUUUCCGCAUUCCUCUCAAAAUGACUUCAGGUCUUCGAUUUUACCCUGACGAAGGAGGAAAUGGAGGUGCUCAAUACAAGCGGCCGCAGCACUCGCUUCUUCACUGCAAAGAUGUAGGUGUGUUUUGUUAGCUUAAGGCCACUAACAUUUUUUUGUUUUAGGGCAGUCGGUCAUCCGGAGUAUCCGUUCCAAGCUGAAUUCUAA
Messenger RNA from Spirometra erinaceieuropaei, 3886 nucleotides. Lineage: Eukaryota; Metazoa; Platyhelminthes; Cestoda; Diphyllobothriidea; Diphyllobothriidae. The record is from the annotation of a GenBank genome assembly.